GACGACACGCCGAUUCAGUCCUUGGCACACACGAUAUCGUUGCCGCCAAGCCACCCGAAGUCCAUCAGCUCGGAGAACCUGUCGCUGUUGAUUUCGCAGCUGACGUCGGAAAUCGCCAGGUUGGACUCCUCCAGCGCCCUCCCGCUACUCCACUCGAUCUUGCGGGUCAACUGGAUCCACCACUCGACAAUCCACGACGGCUUCUCCAGACACUACGCCACCUUUCUCACCGUCCUAGUGUCGACAAUACCUUCCUGGUGGAACGAGGUGGCGUCGAAAAUCAUCUUGGAUUUCCCAAGAUCAGACGAAACCGUUCUCUCCGCCCACCACGAGACCUUGAAAAAACUCAUCUCCUUGGCGCCAACCUCCUCCACAUCCUUGCCCCACUUGUUGAAGUCAAGCUUCCCUAAUAAAAACGCCCCAAAGGAAGAGAUUCUCAACUACGUGAAAAAUAUAUUGCAUUUAUCUGAGUACUACCAUGUCCUGGUGAGCUAUGUGUGGUCCCUAAUUUUUGAAAACUUCAUCAAAAUCGACGUCGAGUUGCAAAACCAGAUCGACGAAGUAGACGACGAUGACUUGACUGAAGCUCUCGGAUUGGAUGACUCCGAUAACGACGAAGAUGCGUCAGGAUCCGAUGAUGACGAUGACGACGACGAUGACGACGACGAUGACGAUGAUGACGACGAUGACGACGACGAUGUGGAUGACGACGAUGACGACGAAGGUGCUGAUAACGAAGAGGAUGACAAAGACGACGAUGAGUUUGAUGACGAAAUGCUCGACUCAGAGGCAGAAUAUACAAUUGAGCUUGAGUCUCUAUCAGAGUUGUCAGCCAAACUCGAUACUCUACUUUCAUAUUUACUUUCAUACCUAAAGCCAAACCUUUCUAUUGACUCGCUUGAAUCUGGCUUAGGUAUUCCCACUUUCAGUGCAUUAACUUCGGCAUUCCGUUCCAUAAUCUUACCAACCCAUGGCACUAAGGCAACACAAUAUAUUAUUUUCUACGCAGCCCAACAACAGCCAGAAUUGAUUGACGCAUUUUUGGUCUCGUUGUUUGAAAUUGUCUUCAGUGCAGAUAAAAGUAACCAGAACGCAAGGAUAACAGGUAUCCAAUACAUCGCAAGUUUUGUAGCUCGUGCAAACAAGCUCUCAGACACCCAGAUUGUCUCUGUUGUCACAUUUUUAAAAAGUGCUGACUCAUCAUCUCGUUUCAGUAACCUCAAUGACACAAAGAAAGAGUUCAACCCAAUGAAACAUACCCUUUUUUACAGUUUGGUGCAAGCAUUGAUGUAUAUUGUUUGUUUCAGAAAGAACUCUCUACGUGAACCAGAAUACCCUAAUAGAUGGGCUGCUGCAUUGGACAAGUUCUUCACGAGGGUGAUUGUGUCUAAAUAUGAUCCACUACGUUGGUGCAAUGAGACAGUGGUAUUGAUCUUUUCAAGAGUCGCCCAGUCAGAAGGCAUCUGUUACACAUGGAGUGUUGUUGAAAGGAUAAGAAGAGAAAGGGUAGGAAGGGUGAAUACGGACAAAAGCCAUGAGCAAAAGGAGGAAAAAGAGUUUCAGGACUCAGCAGCCAUUACGAGUACCAGUAUUACCAUCGGUACUCAGUCGUCCAUGCGUGCAACCCAACAGUUUCUCGAUCUUGUUGCAUUUUUCCCAUUUGAUCCCUUGCUUCUAAAAAAAUCACGGAAAAUCGUUCAGGAUACGUACGUCGAAUGG
This is a messenger RNA of Pichia membranifaciens NRRL Y-2026, 1719 nucleotides long. RefSeq lists its product as hypothetical. Lineage: Eukaryota; Fungi; Ascomycota; Pichiomycetes; Pichiales; Pichiaceae. The transcript has 5 exons. Gene Ontology annotation, cellular component: nucleus. Gene Ontology annotation, molecular function: RNA polymerase I core binding; RNA polymerase I general transcription initiation factor activity. The annotation marks the transcript as partial. Gene Ontology annotation, biological process: transcription initiation at RNA polymerase I promoter. The record is from RefSeq and is a predicted model, not a curated record.